GCACCUCACAAGCACAUUCUGUCUGCAGGUGAGCCCCUACGUCCGCUCGCUCCCGCUUUAACCUUAUGGGCGAAAAGUAUAGAAAGCUUCCGCGAGGUGAUUCUGCGGCUCCAAGGGUUCCGCCGGAAGUCUCUGUCCGGGUGCGCGCUUGUCUCUCUCUCCUUUUCCGCCGUUGAAUCUCUACGGGCGCAGGCUGCGGACGUGAGCCGGGCGUCGUCUUGCCGGCCGGACCUUCUUCCCGCGUGGGCGAGCCGCGUCCUCCCUCCGCCGCGCCCUGUGCGGCUUGCUCACUUUCCGGCGCAGGGGCGAUGGAGCUGGCGAACGGAGUGGAGCUGCGAGAGCGGCGCCUGGCGGAGCGGGAGCCGGGGCUGGCGGGGGCCGCAGGGGCCGGGUCCCGCGGGCCGCCCCUCUCGGGGACGUCCUACUGGCUGGACUUGUGGCUCAUGGCCGCCUUCAACCUGGCGCUCUUCGUCUUCGUCUACCUGCUGCCGUGACGGUAAGAGAAAGGAGACCCUCCCCUCCCCAAAAACCCUGCAUUUCGCAUCAAAACACUUCCUCCAAGAGGCUCGAGGCGACUUGCGUCUCCCCGCUGCCCUCCAACGUAUCCUCAACAACAGCCCUGCGAGGUAGGAUAGGCUGGCCCGAGGGCGAGGUGGGGAUUCGAACUCGGGUCCUCCCUAGUCGAAGGCUCCCUGCUACGCCAAAUGGCCUGAGGGUCCUUUUUCUAGGGCUCUUCCUCAGGCUGGAGGUUAAAACAAAGAGGAGAAGGGGAGCUUGAUGCUUAAAGGCAAAGCUUUCCAGUGUAGGAGGAGCGUAGGAGGAGACAGCAAGCUCCUUGAUCGGGUUCUGCUAGCCUAGCAAGGGUGUGCAGGUAACAGACGGUGCUGGGAGGAGGAAAUACUUACCUGUGACAAAAGAGGGAGACAGGUGUCCAAGGGGGGGAAUAGGGGUGAGCUCGUGUUUUUAAGUUCCUUCUCCAAAAUGCCACCCGGCCGUGGUCAUAAGGGUUGUGAGAGUUACCUGGGUGAGAGGCAGCUUGCCUGUGGUUGACCCCCUGUUUCAGUUGGGAAUUAUUGGCAUGCUUCAAAUAGCUUUAAAACUCUUUUGGUUGCUAGAGUCUUUAGGCAAGAAUUUGGACUCUUAGAAAAUAAGAAAUCUUCACGGUGCUGCUACCUUUUACAGUCAUACCUCAUGUUGUGUUUGCUACAGGUUGAGCGUUUUCAGGUUGCGUCCCGCAGCAGCCCAGAAGUAACGGAAUUGGUUACUUCUGGCUUUUGCCGCUCUCGCGUGCGCAGACGCUCAAAAUGACGUCAUGCGCAGAAGCUGCGAAUUGCGACCCGCGCAGACGCAGGUUGCAUUCAGCUCAUGUCUCCAGAGACAAUGGAGUGUGCCUCCGGAGGGUGAAGUUGAACCUCUGCAUUAGCAGCACCAAAGUGACCUUCCCAGGGUGCAAGCCUAGGAGGUGGGCUGUAUGGAGGUCCUGGGCUGCCCAGAUGGCAAGACUCCUUGAUCUCAUUGAUAUGAUCCAAAGGAAAUCAGAGCAACAUGUUUGGCACCAGCUUGGCCAUCCAACUGCUUUAAGGGACUCCAUUCUGGAUUUGAGUAGGUUUACUUCCCCAGCCUUUUCUUCUCCCCAAGAUCUCCUGCAAAGUAGCAGAAGUUUAGGAUAGGUUUUCCUUCUUUCGAAGUUGAGCCCAUCUCCCUCUACAGCUCCUGCCGAAACCACUUUCUAGUUCAGGGGUCAGCAACCAUUUUCAGCCGUGGGCCGGUCCACUGUCCCUCAGACCAUGUGGUGGGCCGGACUAUAUUUUGAAGAAAAAAAUGAACGAAUUCCUAUGCCCCACAAAUAACCCAGAGAUGCACUUCAAAUAAAAGCACACAUUCUAUUCAUGUAAAAACACCAGGCAGGCCCCACAAAUAACCCAGAGUUGCAUUUAAAUAAAAGGACACAUUCUAUUCAUGUAAAAACACACUGAUUCCCAGACCGUCUGCGGGCUGGAUUGAGAAGGCGAUUGGGCCACAUCUGGCCCACGGGCCUUAGGUUGCCUACCCCUGUUCUAGUAUAACCAGCCAGUUGAAGCCGUUUCCCAGGGUGUGGCCACUGUUGCAUAAUAGGUGCCAUAGGUGAGAGCUGAGUGCAGUGUGGGGACCAAAAGUGGACAUACUACCGCUGAAGGAGCACAGUGUGUCCCCCACCAGCGGUACUACCUCUCCCCGAACACCCCAUACACCCCACCUUUAUACAUAGAGUCAAAAAUCGAGAUAUUAGUUUAUUCUAAUAACCCUUUACCAGAACAAUAUAAAGCAAAGCAUUAAAACAGUUGGAAACAAAUUACACUCACUAGAGUGAGGCCUAAAUUGCAACGUAAACAUUCCUUUGGUGUGUAUGUAUAAUCGGUUUAAAAAGUGGAAGAGGGGGAGCUGAAAAUAUAUAAAAUGCUGGUUGGGACCAUAAGAUUCACACAUUUUGGCCAAUUACAGCUCAAGAGAAUUCAAAAUGACUGGAUAAGAUCCAUAAUAUUUUGCUUAAAAAAUUUCGGGAGCGUCAUUGAAAAGAUGUGGAGAAUGUCUUACCCUUUAGAUUUUGCUUAAAAAUAGAAGUGUCCAUAGAGGCGUCAUCUGUCUUCUACGUGUUAUUCACCAAAAUUUUAUGACUAUAGGAAAGUUAUUAACCACUAGCGGGAAGUGCCCAGGAAUUUUCAGAAUCCAGAAAAUAUUGAGAUUUUUAAAUGGAUAGUGUCAUUUGUGAAUUUUGCUCCGUCAUGCUGAAGAUCAGGUGAAAUAAUGCUGAAGUCACAUUUUGGUCAGCCUCCUUGACUCAAAAUGGAACCUGGCAUCCAGACGUUUGUGAGGGCCCCCUCCCCCAUUUGGGGGGGCUCUCAUGCCAGCCUUAGGGACGAUACCUCAAGAGGCAGCCAAACCCAUAGAAAACAAACAGAUCAUUUCCCAAAAUACAUAGCAGAUGAUGGUUGUUGGUAAUGAAUAGCUUUCACUAUUAUAAGGCAGCCCACUCGUGUAUCUAACUAGGUGACAGCAAGCAACUCUCCAGGGUUUUAUGCAAGAGUCUUUUUCCAGCCCUGUCUGGAGAUACCAAGGAUUGAACCUGGAACCUUCUUCAAGUAGAGCAUGUCCUUUAUCACUGAACUCCCCCCCCCUUUUUUUGCAGUUGUGUAAAAAAAAAGAAAAAGAAAGAAAGUCCAAAGUCUGUACUACUCAAACGUUCUCACAAGGUGAGAAGGCAGCUUGGCAAAUGCAACAUUUUUGAUGUGAAAUAAAAGUGAAGAGGGGGAAAGAAAGAAAGAUAACUCAAAUCCAGAGUGGGUACUUUUUAUUAUUCCAGCGUGUUGCUAUCAUGCCUGCAUCGACAAGUCCAAAAAACAUAAAAGUUGAAGUGCAAAAUUUUCUCAAACAUUUUAACUGUUCGUAAAACCUAGUUAUUAUCUUCCUCAAGGACAGCUUGGUUGUUGCAAUACAUAUGUAGAGGCCAAAUAUUGUUUCUAUUGUAUCGGUUGGACAUGGUUGUCCGGCAUGCUGUCAGUUGGACUGGGCUCAACAUCAACGUGGGAGGUGAUACCCAACUUUGUCCAGCAUCACAUUAGUAUCGUCCUAUAAUUGAUGCUGCUGUGGUGUCCCAUCAGUGGAUGCUAAAGGUGUAAGAAUAGCCUGAAAGCACGCACGGCCAUUUAGAGAUACAUUACUAUGGUUGGAGGAGUUUCACAUAUGUGUUCUAUUAAGUACUGCAGUCAAACAUUUUACUGAUGCUGAGAUUAGAUUGGAUCUGGAGCUUUUGCAAUAAAUGCAAUAAUGAAAUACUGACAAUGCAAUAGAGUCGACUUGGUAAGUGAUUUUACUGGUUGUGGCAAAUGUACAGGCAUGUCCAGAAUUUCAUGUAAUGUUUUCAAGACCUGGAGAAACGGCAUACAAUGGAACUCUUGCAACAUCUUGAAGUUGUUUUUUUUUUAAUAUGUCACCUGUGAUUUUGAGAACACAGAGGUAGUCAAAACAUGUGCAGCAGAAUUGUAUCAACUGCCACCUUGCCAAAACUAACUUCAGCAGUUUAUUAAUGUGCCAAUUACCAAACCUGGGCUUGGAAAAACUGCUUGUUCCCAUUUGUACGUGUUCACAUCAGUGUUAAGAAACCCCACAGGCGCCAGUCACAUUAUGUGACCGGUCCAAUUGUGCCCAUGUGGAAAUCUCUGGAUGCCAAGUUGGCAACUGACAUCUCUAUCUAGCUGACUCCUGUGCCUUUCUUAAGCAGAUAAACAGAGCAGCUCAUUUAUUGCAUUUAUAUCCCACCUUGUUCUCCAAGGAGUACAUGGUUCACCCCCCAACUCAGUUAAUCCCUACAACGAUCUGUGAGGUAUGGUUAAGGCAGGCAUGGCCAAACUUGGCCCUCCAGCUGUUUUGGGACUACAAUUCCCAUUAUCCCUGACCACUGGUCCUGUUAGCUAGAGAUGAUGGGAGUUGUAGUCCCAAAACAGCUGGAGGGCCAAGUUUGGCCAUGCCUGGGCUAAGAUGCUGUGACUGGCUCAAGGUCGCCCAGUGAGCUUCAGGACUGAGCUUUGAUUUGAACUUUGAACUGCCAGGUCCUAGACCGACACUCUAACCACUAUACCACACCAGAUUCCUAGAGCUCUUCGGUUAUUGGACCCCUAUAUAAAUUUAUUAGGUAAAUGAAUAUGGGGAAAGCAGAAUGUCACUUAGAGAAGGAUCUGAAGUAUUUUCCUUGAAGCUUCAAUUUGCUUUCUUCUGCAUUGUUUUAUUUGAUGUUUUAAUGUGUUGCAUUGGGAUUUGUUCUUUAAAAUCUAAAGUGGUAUAGAAAUGAAAUGAAUAAUAAGAAUUUUCAUGGGGUGGAAAUGCCACCUAGACACCCCAUUGUGCAGACCAUAAACUAGGUUUAAGGUGCCGUUUGGCAUUAACUUAUACAGUGGUACCUCGGGUUAAGUACUUAAUUCGUUCCGGAGGUCUCUUCUUAACCUGAAGUACCACUUUAGCUAAUGGGGCCUCCUGCUGCCGCCGCACCGCUAGAGCACGGUGUUGAGAAUUUCUGUUCUCAUCCUGAAGCAAAGUUCUUAACCCAAGGUACUAUUUCUGGGUUAGCGGAGUCUGUAACCUGAAGCGUAUGUAACCCGAGGUACCACUGUAUACCUGUGUUUCUAACACUAAUUCAGUCUUGAUGGUUAUGGAUGGAAAACAAUACAGUCGUACCUUGGAAGUCGAACGGAAUCUGUUUCGGAAGUCCGUUCGACUUCCAUAACUUCCAGAAACCUAAGAACCGAUUUAAGGGGUGUGCAUGGUGAGAAAAUCUUUAUGCUGGUUGAACUUUCACCUUAGUGCUACAUGGACUGCAACCUAUGGUGGGUGUGGGUGUUUUUUGUGUGAUUAAAAAUGCUUUUAUGUCCUGCUGGCAGGCUUCGCAGCGGCAUCUGCUUAGCUACAGUGGGAAACAGGGUUCUGGCCUGCUUAGGUCUUUGGUCUGGUCCAUUGGGUCUGCUUACAUAUUCAGUUUGUAGCGGGCACACUGACAUACUAUGUCCUAACUUCAGUUUUCUUCAUCCAGCAGGAUAACCUGAUUCCAUGGUAGAAAAGCUGUUGUUGCCAUUCCUCCAGCAGCAUGUCUGUUCGGAACAAAGAGACGUUUGGGAAACUGUUACAGACUGUUCUCUCGAGAAGUGAUGCCUGCGACAACUGCUUUUGAACUGUUAGCACUCUUUGUUGAGCCUGCCAGACGUGUGGUUUGACCUUCUACUUUUCAACCUGAAAUGGAUGGAAGUUGUGCCUUAUGACAAAUGUUACGCUGCUGUUGAUGGUUUUCCACUAUAUUAAAAUGGUUCAUUUUAUCUAUGCA
Molecule: messenger RNA, 5848 nt
Organism: Podarcis lilfordi (Lilford's wall lizard)
Lineage: Eukaryota; Metazoa; Chordata; Lepidosauria; Squamata; Lacertidae
Source: the annotation of a GenBank genome assembly